Molecule: messenger RNA, 549 nt
Organism: Physella acuta
Lineage: Eukaryota; Metazoa; Mollusca; Gastropoda; Physidae
Product: cation channel sperm-associated targeting subunit tau-like
Source: RefSeq, a predicted model, not a curated record
AUGGAGCAGUAUGGAACCGUACGGAGCAGUAUGGAGCCGUAUGGAGCCGUACGGAGCAGUAUGGAGCAGUACGGAACGGGUAGGAGCAGUUCAGAGCAGCAAGGAGUAUCAUCCAAACCUUCAGUCAUCCAAACCUUGAGUCAUCCAAACCUUGAGUCAUCCAAACCUUCAGUCAUCCAAACCUUCAGUCAUCCAAACCUUCAGUCAUCCAAACCUUCAGUCAUUCAAACCUUGAGUCAUCCAAACCUUGAGUCAUCCAAACCUUCAGUCAUCCAAACCUUCAGUCAUCCAAACCUUCAGUCAUCCAAACCUUCAGUCAUUCAAACCUUGAGUCAUCCAAACCUUGAGUCAUCCAAACCUUCAGUCAUCCAAACCUUAAGUCAUCCAAACCUUCAGUCAUCCAAACCUUCAGUCAUCCAAACCUUAAGUCAUCCAAACCUUCAGUCAUCCAAACCUUCAGUCAUCCAAACCUUCAGUCAUCCAAACCUUAAGUCAUCCAAACCUUCAGUCAUCCAAACCUUCAGUCAUCCAAACAUUCCUCCCUUAUAA